Molecule: messenger RNA, 775 nt
Organism: Prunus dulcis (almond)
Lineage: Eukaryota; Viridiplantae; Streptophyta; Magnoliopsida; Rosales; Rosaceae
Product: putative disease resistance protein At1g50180
Exons: 2
Coding region: 65-613 (182 amino acids)
Source: RefSeq, a predicted model, not a curated record
UAAAAAAACAGAAGAAAAAGAAAAGUUGCUUUAGCUGUUGUCGUUUGAAUCAAGAUCCAGAAAUAUGGCCGAGGCGGUUGUUUCAUUUGUGCUAGAACUGCUCAAAGACUCUGUCAUUCCGGAAUUGAAAUUCUUGGGUGGAGUGAGCGAUCAGGUGAAGCUUGCACAAACCCAGCUACAAUUGAUGCAAUGCUUCCUCAAAGAUGCAGAUUCAAGACAAGGAGAAAGUGAAGCAAUACGCAUUUGGGCGGCAAAUAUUAGAGAUGUUGCUUAUGAUCUGGACGACGCCAUCGAAACGUUUGUCUUAAAAGUGGCUUCCAAGAGGAAUGCAAGUCUUUUGAAAAGGUUUACUGGCAUCUUCAUAAAAAGAGUUCAUCUUCAUCAGAUUGGCUCAGACAUUGUGAAAAUUACAACCAGAAUUUCACAGUUGAAUUCGAGUUUGCAAAGUUAUAACCUACACCAAACAAGGGAGAGUAGAGGUGAUACUUUUUUUCAAAGGCAACAGGAACGGAGGAUAGCUUAUCCUCAUAUUAUCGAACCUCAUGUUUGGUGGUGCUUGAUGACAUUUGGACCCGUGAUGCGUGGAGGUCGUUGGAAGCUGGAUUUCCAAUGAAUGAGGAAACUGAGAGUCGAAUUUUACUCACUACUCGCAACAAAGAAGUCGCUUCGUAUGCGGACAAAAAUGGUUUCCUCUUUGAACCACAACCGUUGAAUGAUGAUGAAAGUUGGAAACUGUUUGAGAAGAUAGCAUUAUAGAAAUUGUAUGAUUCCAUUU